Molecule: messenger RNA, 990 nt
Organism: Penicillium expansum
Lineage: Eukaryota; Fungi; Ascomycota; Eurotiomycetes; Eurotiales; Aspergillaceae
Product: syntaxin
Exons: 5
Coding region: 1-990 (329 amino acids)
Biological process (GO): intracellular protein transport; vesicle fusion; exocytosis
Cellular component (GO): SNARE complex; endomembrane system; plasma membrane
Molecular function (GO): SNAP receptor activity; SNARE binding
Source: RefSeq, a predicted model, not a curated record
AUGAGUUACCAGAGCUUAGGGGAUUCCAACUCAGGCGGCUACGGCCAGUACAACCCGUACGGAAGUCAGCAGCAGAGCAAUCCCUAUGGAGGACAGGAACAACAGCAGAGCUACGGAUAUGGUGGUGGUUAUGACCAGGCUGGUGCUGCAGAGCAGGGAAAUGGUGGCUAUGAGAUGUCCAACAUCAACCAAGCCUCAUCUGGUGGCCCAACUGGGAUUCUGAACAAGUGCAAAGAGCUGAACGAGGGAAUCAACGAGCUGACCAAGAAGCGCGAGACCCAAUUGGUCGCCGCCCAAAAGGCCCUUUUGGACUCGAGCACCGGCAAGGAAGACCAGGCCUCGCGCCAAACCCUCGACUACAUUGAGGAUGAGAUUAAUACCGCGCUGCGCUACCUGCGCGAUCAGUUCAAGCGUAUCAAGGAGACCCCUGGAUCCGGCGACUCGCGCGUGCAGGGCCAGGUCGAGAAUGUCAGUCGCAACCUGCGCCGUGAGAUUGAGCAGUACCAGCGCACACAGAGUGACUUCCAGAAGCGCCUGGAGGAGCAAGUGCGCCGCCGAUACGAGAUUGCCAACCCCGAGGCUACCCCCGAGGAGUUGGAACAGGGUGUGCAGAAUGUCCUCAUGGGACAGGAGCAGAGCUUUGUUGUUCCCGGUACUCGCACUCGCCAGGCCAAUGAUGCCCGUCAGGCUACUCUGCAGCGUUCCGCCGCCAUCCGCAAGAUCGAGCAGGAUUUGAUCGAACUGAGCCACCUAUACAACGAGGUUGCAGAGCUGGUGCAGCAGCAAGAGCCUGCAGUCCAGCAGAUUCAACACGGAGCCGAGGAGACACACCGCAACGUCGAGCAGGCCAACACCAAGCUUGACAGCGCUAUUCAGAGCGCGAAGAACGCCAGGCGCUGGAAGUGGUAUGCACUGAUUAUCAUCAUCAUCAUUAUUGGUAUUGUCGUCGGUGUGGCCGUCGGUGUCACCGAGGCCAACAAGAGCAAGUAG